UGUACCGAGAGCAUGGCUACUUUGUACUUUAGGUGAAAAAUUAUGAAUAAAAUAUUAGAUUCAUUGGUCUAUAUAAGGAAUGGCAAAGCAUAACCCCACCACCGUUUCUAUAAGCGAAACUUUUGUGAAAGAAAUUCCACUCCCAGUCAAAAACCAUGAACCAAGCUGCUCUCUUAAACGUUGGCAAAGUUCAUCCAACUUCAAACAAAAUUUAUCCAUGGAAGUUCAGAGCUCGCGUGAUAUCCCUUUGGAAUGUCCCUGAACAUAUGCUCCCUCUGUCUUCUUCAGGAAUGGACAUGGUUCUCAUUGAUCAAGAGGGUGUGAAAUUUGAAGCGUCUGUUUGCAAGUCUGUCACUGGCCUCCCUAAGAUUUUUGAAGGAAGGGUGUACCAAAUAUCUUUCUUUAGGAUACUUGAUAACCUUGGCGCCAAACGUUACACAAAUUGUGUUUACAGGCUAUUCUUCCAAUCAUACACCAAAAUAUUUCCUGUUGUGGAUCAUGAUAUUCCUCUGAAUGGAUGGGAUUUUUUCCACAUGGAUCAUAUCAAAAACUAUGGAAAUACCUUUGGAUAUUUAGUUGAUGUCAUUGGCAUUUUAACUGCUGCUUCCUCUGAAAAACUUCUGAUUAAGGACAAAAGGAUAUACAAAACAAUGGAGGUUCAACUACUGGACAAAACUGGCAUGACUACUUGUGUAUUGGUUGGUGAUAUAGUUGACAAUCUUACUGAGUAUCUAUGUUUUUAUUGGGUUACUAGACCUGUUCUUGGCCUUCGUUGUGUUGAAGUCAGUAGUAAUAAUGGUAAUCAAUUUUUCUAA
Messenger RNA from Lotus japonicus, 815 nucleotides. RefSeq lists its product as uncharacterized. The coding region runs from base 156 to 815 and encodes 219 amino acids. The transcript has 4 exons. NCBI's taxonomy places the organism in Eukaryota, Viridiplantae, Streptophyta, Magnoliopsida, Fabales, Fabaceae. The record is from RefSeq and is a predicted model, not a curated record.